Diorhabda carinulata is the source of this 1417-nucleotide messenger RNA. RefSeq names its product 4'-phosphopantetheine phosphatase-like. Gene Ontology annotation, biological process: coenzyme A biosynthetic process. The transcript is spliced from 4 exons. NCBI's taxonomy places the organism in Eukaryota, Metazoa, Arthropoda, Insecta, Coleoptera, Chrysomelidae. Gene Ontology annotation, cellular component: cytosol; nucleus. Bases 282 to 1358 code for a protein of 358 amino acids. The record is from RefSeq and is a predicted model, not a curated record. Gene Ontology annotation, molecular function: ATP binding; pantothenate kinase activity.
UUUUGAUAACUUUUGGUUGGUCAGAUUCCUCGUCAAAAAUAAGAUAAAUAUAACCAUGAAAACAUAAUUUCCAUAGGUUUAUAGUCCAGAAAAGAAAAUAUAAGAUAAAAACUAGACAAGUUUCUCAUCACCUUUGUGAAACAAGUGUCAAUGAUAAACAAUUUUUAAGUAAAUAACUGCUAUGAAUAAUUACUCCUAUAAUGUUUUUUAUUGACAAAAAAUUAGCUCCUCUUUGAACAAAUUAUUUUAUCAAUUUUAUAACAAAUAGUGUAAAAGAUACGAUGACUGGAAACGAAAAGCAUAUAUGUCCUUUACUUAAGAACCCAGAAAAUUAUAAUCCUGACACUUUGGACUUGGUGGAUAAUUUACAUGCCAGAGGUUAUUGGUUAUCUUGUUUGGAGCAGAUGGUGAAAAAAUUUGUGAACAAAGCCCAAUAUUUAAAUCCGCAAGAUCCGAGAGCUACAGAAAAAGCGGAAAUAUGUUAUCAAGAAUUUCAUAACCUUGUUGAACAAGUUGCAGCAGAUCCUAGUUAUCUAAAGCCAUUAAGCGUCCGUACCCUACUUGAAUUUAACGAAGACAAUCUAAGAUCAAAUAAUUUCAAAGAUGCUUGGCAACAACAAAAAGAAUCUGAGACUUUAAACGCUUUAAGUCAAUUGAAAUCUAGAAUUGCCCACAUAGAUGCUAUAGAAGACUUUGAAGAAAGGUGGCAAGAAAUCGUACAAGGUGUUUUAGCUGGUAAUGUAUUCGAUUGGGGGGCACAAAUUGUUCGAGAUAUUUUAGAAAAUUCCAAAAGUUUUGGUUUUGAAGAAGCCGUGAAAACAAUACAAAAACGACCUUGGUUUGUUGAUAAAUUUGAGGAUUUUGUUAAAAAAUUAAAGAUAACUCCUUAUAGAACUUGUGUAAUUUUCGUAGAUAAUUCAGGAGUGGACUUUGUAUUAGGCAUUCUCCCAUUAACCAGGGCGCUUCUGUUACAAGGAUCAAAAGUGAUAUUGACCGCUAAUAGUUAUCCAGCAUUGAAUGAUGUCACUUUUCAAGAACUCAAUUUAUAUUGUCAGAAAGCCGCAGAAUAUUGCUCAAUAUUAAAAGAUAGCUUAAAAAAUAAACAAUUGAUUGCUGUUGAAAAUGGACAAAAAGGACCUUGUUUGAAUUUAGCAGAUUUAUCUGCUGAACUUUGCAAAUCAAUGGAAUCAGCAGAUCUAGUGAUAAUAGAGGGUAUGGGCCGAGCAGUUCACACCAAUUUAUAUACAAAAUUAACUGUAGAUUGUCUUAAAUUGGCAGUACUUAAAAAUGAAUGGCUAGCACAAAAUAUGGGAGCUGAACAAUUUUCAGUUAUUUGUGAUUUUGAUUCGGUUAGUUAAGUUGUAAUAUAUGGCGGUAUAAUAUGUACCUGAUGUAUAAAAAUAUACUUUUCAACAAG